This is a messenger RNA of Guyanagaster necrorhizus, 879 nucleotides long. RefSeq lists its product as uncharacterized. The transcript is spliced from 2 exons. The coding region runs from base 1 to 879 and encodes 292 amino acids. Lineage: Eukaryota; Fungi; Basidiomycota; Agaricomycetes; Agaricales; Physalacriaceae. The record is from RefSeq and is a predicted model, not a curated record. Gene Ontology annotation, molecular function: protein binding.
AUGUCUACCGGCUGGAAUCUGUUCCGUGAAGCUCAGACGUUGUACGCCCGAGGCGAUGCCGAUGGGGCCUUUAAGCGCUACCAGAAAGCUAUCAAGAAGAUCGUGAAUGAUGAAAACGUUAUGAGGCAGUUACCCAUACCUGGCGAGGUGUUUCCUGAUGAUACCUAUCCGAGGCAGACUCUGGGCGCAGCAUGGAGGAACUUUAUUGGUUUGUUCAAGGACUCAGCGCUGGGUAAGACCAGGGAGAACUCGCCGGACGCAUACAAGCUGCUCUACCGCUACCGUCCCACUUCCACCAAGGACCACGCCCGUUUUUCCACCAAGAAAGCCAGGCUCUACCUGACGGGCAUGCAAAUCACCGCGGGGCUGACGCUCGGGCUGCUCGCCUGGGAGGAGAAUGACCGGCCGACCGCCAUGAAACGAUUCCGUGAGGCUCUGGAACUCGCCGCCGCGAACCCACCGUACUCUGACCUCGCUAAUGCGCGUCAGCCUUGGGACCGCUUCGUCUACAUGGAGGUGAAUGAUGUGCGAGACGGCCUCGCUGAGGUGUUCCAGAACGACCCUGAGAACGCGCAGCUGCUGGAGAUGUACGGUGUGGAAGGUGGGGAUAUGCGGAAGGAGGUGUUUGGAGUUGGAUACGUCAAGUAUGAGGCCGAUGGGGGGAUUACGUUCGAGAGGAACGUGAUGGUCGCGUCGGAUACGUGGACGGCCCGUUGGAGGCGCGAUGUGAAGCUGCGCAAGUAUUGCCGCUGCAAGGAGAUUGCUCGUAAGGCGUGUAUUUUUACAUGGCUUUUAUUGCUCGUCUGUGCAGAUCGUUUCCUUAGAUUGUGGAACCCGAUGUUAGAUGAGGUGAGUUCAAUUGUUUUCUGGUUUCGUUGA